AUGCCUGCCGCACGACCCUCUCUUGAUACCCCUCGCGAUGGAAACCCAGUACAGGAACAUCGGCCGUCGUCCAGCGCGCCAUUGAACGGAAAAUUAGGGGGAGGUGAUGGAGGAAGCGAUGUGUUCAACUUCAUGCGAUUGCAUGGCAAAACCACGGUCCAGCAGCUCGAGGUCCUGAAUAAUAUGAUGUCCGUUGCGGUCCGAACGAAGGAGGGUGCCGAGGCGACGCUGAAGAUGCGCGAUGCGCCGCUUUCGGAUUCCUUCCGCAUUCUCGUGGAAUCUGAGCUCCAGACAGCGAAGACAAGAAUAGACGCCAUCCAGCGCAAGAUCGAGGAGAGACAGAAACGUGACGUCGAACAGGAUGGGUUCCGUACUGCCUUGCAACAGGCUUCUUCAUACAUUCGAGUCCUCGCUUCUGCGGGAAGUCGAGCGCCUACGUCCCCAUCAGCAUCACCAACGGCAUCAUCAUCUUCCAUACCGGAUGCGACCACCGAUGCCGAAGCAAACCGCAUACGAGCAGAUGCUAUGACUCAGCUUAUUGUCGUCCUGCAGCGCAACCUACGCGUGCGAUACGAGCUGGAUGUGGCGCAAGUGGUCAAGGUUGUACUACCAGCGCUAUCGACCAGGUCGACGCAAUUCUGUCGCGCCACGGCAUAUCGGCUACUGCGACAUCUACUGGUAGACGCUGACUCGGUGACGAAAUUACACGAGCAACCGCUUGACUGGUACAUCGUCAAGUCACUCACGCUCGACAACAAGAAUACCGUCGAAAAGGAGCAGGUCAUCAAGCUCAUUCGUGCGAUCGUCGAGAUCGGCAGUCACCGUGUCGAAUCUCAGACGGCCACUACGUCCGGAAAGGUGAUGCUCUCCGAGGAGGUUAUGCGAGCAUUCGUCGCUGUUGCCGAGCAGCCGGACGAUCCAUUCAAGAACAUAUGUGUCCAAACUCUGGCGGAGAUUUUACUCAUCGAUAUGGAGCUCGUAGUCAAUUCUGGCGGCAUGCGUACUCUCUUGCAUGUUUUGGCGGAGGGACCUAUGGAGCUGUCGAGCCUCCUUACGUCUGUCUUCCUCUAUGUGGUCGACUCGCCAAAGACGAGGAGCUACCUGAUGCCUGGAUCCGAGAUGGAGAUCGUGCUCUCUGGCCUCACGGACGCGUACGGUCAGGCAGACUCUGAAACCAUACAGCGAACGAAGGAUGUAUGUAAGAUUGUUGCCACCAUGCUGAGGACCUGGAGCGGGUUGAUAUACUUCUGCAUGGACGAUCUAAAAGCGAUAAAAACACUCGUUGAUACGCUAAGGAUACCAUCGCUGGAUUCUAGAGAAGUUAUACUGGACAUGUUCUUCAACCUGUUGAAGAUCAAGACGCCGGAAUGGUACCAGAGCUUCAUUAGCGGCAGAAGAUUGACAAUGUACAGAAAGUCACGACAACCCGAGUCGCAGCAGCAGCAGCAACAGAAGCGCGAGGAGGCCGCCGCACCCAAGCCGUCAGACUCCUUCCGCCUAACGGACCAGUAUAUCGCAUUGCUAAUCCUUGUCUUCAACAAGGCCGGGCUUCUUGACGCACUCGCCGCGAUGUUCGAGGAGAGCACGCAAGGCUCAAACUUGUCUCGUAAAGCGACUCUGCUCAUGGCCGAGAUCUUGCAACUGUCGAACAAGGUCCUGCCCCUUUCGAUCGCCGCCAAGGUGCAGCUCAUUCCGCGCGUCUUCAACCUCGCAUCCGACUACCAAGAUGGCGAACAUCGCAUAAUCGGCACGAAUGCUCUUUCUUCCAUCGACAGCUUCAACCGGAAUCGUGCGCGUCUACAGCCGACAGAGACUACUUCGUCGCAACGGAGUCGACCAAGAGCCAAUUCGGCCGAUGACAAUAUCCGGCGCGGUCAACGGCUCGAGCAGGUGAAGAUCAAAAUGGGCUUGCAGAUGGACGACAAGCAAUUUCAAGCCGCCUUACUUGAGUCACAGGUCAUGCUUACGAAGGACCACCUCAAAUGGAACUUCGACACGCUCAUGGAACUUAUCGAAGGACCUCUACUCAACCCGAAGCGCAUGGAGGAGGCCAUCAAGGUUUCGCGCUUCAUCCGGAAGCUCAUGUCGUUCUUCCAUCCAUUCUCGCACCGGUUCUCCGACAUCAAGAAGAGCAAGGAAAACAUCAAGUGGGUUCGUUUGGGAUGUUCGCUCCUCACAACGUUGCUCUCGAGCGCGGAUGGGAUCCGAUACCUUGCGAAUGAAGACGACUUCUUGAAGCAGCUUUGCCGGAGCUUUGCUCAACUGGACCCCUUCUACGGAGCGCGCGAGCAAGACCCCAUCUUCUCGACCAAGCGAGUGGCAGAGACGCUCACAUAUGGGUACUUGGAGAUGUUGGGGACGCUAAGCAAGCAGAAGGAGGGCAUAGAACUUAUGGAGAGGUUCAAGAUCUUCACGGCUUUUUACCACCUUAGCGAGCUGCGUAGUAGGGAGGACCUCAUCAAGGGCAUCAUCGAGAACAUGGACUAUGGAAUUGACGGCCACCCGCGAAUCGUCCUGUCAAAGACACUGACAUCGAGCUACAAGCACAUCCGUCUCUACGCCACGAAUCACCUCGGCCAGAUGAUCAUGAACAGCACAACAGCGAACGCGUGGACGCUCCGUCUUUUGCUCACGCAGCUCUACGAUCCCGCCAUGGAAGUGUGUCAGAUGGCGACGCACUUCCUGGAGGAGGCGUGCGAAUCUAUGGACGUGUUGCAGCUCGUUGUGGCCAUGCAGCCUACGCUGGAUCACCUUGGCGAGGUUGGACACACGCUGUUGCUCAGGUUCACGUCCACACCUAUGGGCUUCCGAUACUUGUAUAACGCGAGCUACAUCGACCGCGAGAUGGAUCUUUGGUUUCACGAGAAGAAUAUCCACUAUGUGGUGGACAUGGAGGUCUUCCUGGCUAAGGCAUUCGAGGCUCUUCCUUGGGACGACGAUGACGAGCUCUUGUCUUUUGACGGCGCGGUGCCGCCACAUUUCUACGGCGUUAUGGCGAAGACGGAGCUGGGAUGCCAGGUCCUGCACGAGAAGGGUCACUUCGCCGAGUUCGCACUGUUCAUCAGGCAACAUGGGUUGGAGAAGGAAGACUCGGAGGUGAUAUUGAAGCUGAAGAGCUUCUUGUGGGCUGUCGGUAAUAUCGGUUCCGCGCCGGGUGGCUUGCCCUUCCUUGAAGAGGAAGAGAUUAUACCCGUGAUCCUGGAGAUCGCGGAGCAAUCCGAGGUACUGUCCGUACGAGGGACCUGCUUCUUCGUCCUCGGUCUCAUCUCGUCAACGCCGCAAGGUGCCGAGAUCCUUGACGAUUUCAAGUGGGAAGCAACGAUCUCUCCGCUCGGUUUACCCACGGGCGUCUGCGUGCCCAUGGAUAUCGAGAACUUCCUUUCGCUUCCCGCGUGGACUGUCACAAACAACGGCAAAGAUAUACGCCUUACGCCUCCCUCAUCCCAACAGGAGAUAGAGGUCCUUACGGCGAUCUCAAACUUGUCGAACGCCGUCAUUGCCAAUACCGCUUCUCGCUCACUAGCCAAAUUGAAGUCACGGCCAGAGUACAAGCAUAUCUUCUCGUCCAUUCCCAUGUUCUAUCGCGCGCUGCACAUCAUCUCGACCUCGCGCUAUCGCCUACCAGUCCGCCGCUUCAUCUUUGAUCUUUUCGACAUCCAGCUCGACCCGGACAACGUUGCGGGGCUGGCCGAUGCUUCCCGCACACUCGUGAUGGGCCCCGCCAAGCCACCUGCUGCCGGACGUCGACGUGCGAUGAGCGUCUUGUUCGCGGCGCCGAAGGCCCAAGCUCAGGGCAGUGACGAUGAAGAGGAUACCGGACUCGCUACACACAGGCCGGGCGCGAAGAAGGGGCAUGCACCGCCCACGGUUUCGUUGAGACCGAAGAGUACCAUUCAGGGAUUUGGUGAAGCUCUGCCGGAGGAGUCGCUGUGA
Molecule: messenger RNA, 3933 nt
Organism: Peniophora sp. CBMAI 1063
Lineage: Eukaryota; Fungi; Basidiomycota; Agaricomycetes; Russulales; Peniophoraceae
Source: the annotation of a GenBank genome assembly